Cuscuta campestris is the source of this 1425-nucleotide messenger RNA. Lineage: Eukaryota; Viridiplantae; Streptophyta; Magnoliopsida; Solanales; Convolvulaceae. The record is from the annotation of a GenBank genome assembly.
AUCUCCAUCUAUAUAAACUACCUUGUACACAAUUAUUUCCUUGAGUUGAAAUCAUAAUUAAAUAUGGUAUCAGAGCCUAUUGAUCCGUCUCUUCCUUCUUCUCGGUAACAAGGAAAAAAAAUCGGCCCAGCCGAUUGUUCUCUCUCGUCUUUCCCACGACGCCGACCUGGUCUCUACCAAUCGGCCAUGGCUGCCCUCUCUUCUGAUCCCAUGGAUCGUCUGCCUACGGGUCUAAAAUUAUUUGUCCGGAAUCUUCAAUCUCUAAAUCCGGUCAAACUUGAUGAUACAAAUUAUCCUUCCUGGUCUGCUACGGUUCACGCAAAUCUCGUCGCUCAUCGUCUCCUCAGUUAUGUUGAUGGUUCAGAAGUGCCUCCUCCAUCCCUUGUUCUGGACGAGAAAGCCGCCGCCCCUGGCAAGUAUGAACCGCCGGUUAUGAAACCCAAUCCUGCUUAUGACUCAUGGGUACUUGUUGAUGCUCAAAUCCGGGCCUGUCUUCUUGCUAUUGUUUCUCCAAUCGUUCAGACUCGUAUUCAUGCUCUUCCAACCUCUGCUGCAAUCUGGAAUCACCUCGAACAACAGUACAAUUCUCUUUCCCGCACUCAUAUUUUCCAAUUGAAGGAGCACCUGCAUAGCAUUCAAAAGGGCACUGAUUCAAUGCAAACAUACCUGAACACUGUUCUCACUAUUGUCUCAUCUCUGAAAUUGGCUCAUGAGGACAUUCGUACUAAUAUUGCAACCGUCACAUUUAAUCAAGUAUCAGCGUGGUUGCUCUCUGAAGAAUUAAAUCUCACCUUUGAGAAGAAACUACACCUUGGGGACUCUGGUUCUCCCUCGUCAACAGAUCUUCACCAUGCAUUGUUCACUAAUUCAGGAUGGGGUACUGGCCGGGGUCGUGACCGUGGGCCAUUUCGUGGCCGUGGUGGGCCCUCCCGCGGCAGCAGCUACAGCGGCAGAGGCCGGCUGCCUUAUUACCGUGAUGACCCGAGAGGUCGCGGUUGUGGGCGUGGAGCCGGCAUCACGUGUCAAUUGUGUGGGAAGACUGGCCAUGCAGUCUGGAAUUGUUGGCACCGCCACGAUGAAUCUUACUCUGGUCCUCCACAGGCAUACUACACCAAUCAAUCUGUUGACACCAAUCCGAACUGGCAUCUGGACACUUGAGCGAACACCCAUGUGACGUCUGAUUUUUCUCGGCUACAUAAUUCUUGUUGGAGUUGUGCCCUGAUGGCCAACUGUUCAUCGUUAUCCUAUCACGUAUAGGCAGAUAUAAUAUGUUUACACAUCUCAUGCUAAUGUAAACAAAUAUUAUAUUCCUAGAUUUAUAUUUAAAGAUGUUUAUCAGAUAGUGUUAUUCUGCUGAUGAGACUAACAUCUUGAAAUAAAUAUUUAUCUGAAUGUCCAUAGUCGAGUAUUAACGAGAGUGGGAUA